This is a messenger RNA of Panicum hallii, 1299 nucleotides long. RefSeq lists its product as uncharacterized. The coding region runs from base 1 to 1299 and encodes 432 amino acids. Gene Ontology annotation, molecular function: DNA binding; DNA-binding transcription factor activity. The record is from RefSeq and is a predicted model, not a curated record. NCBI's taxonomy places the organism in Eukaryota, Viridiplantae, Streptophyta, Magnoliopsida, Poales, Poaceae. Gene Ontology annotation, biological process: regulation of DNA-templated transcription; ethylene-activated signaling pathway. The transcript is spliced from 2 exons.
AUGGCCAGAAUCACAAAUAAGACAGUUGUAGAGAUGGGCCAAGAGAGGAUUCAAGAAAAGAAGAUUGAGAACUAUGAUAAAUAUCGAGCAAAGAGGGUGUGGAAGAUAGAUGAAGAUGAGGAAGACUAUGAAGCUGAGUUUCAAGCAUUUUUAAAGGAAGACGAUGAGAAGGAUAAGGGCCGCUAUAAGUUUAGGGCACUCAUGGAUGUCUUAGGGCCAGCAAAAGAGAAAGUUGGAUCCGAUUUUCUAAAGAAAGAUGCCAUUAUCAUCCAAAAACCAGCCCCUACUACUAAUGAAGAUCCUAUUAUGAAGCCAAAGCAGAAGCGCAAGAACCCGUAUAGGGGCAUCCGGCGACGCCCUUGGGGCAAAUGGGCUGCUGAAAUCCGUGAUCCUAAAAAAGGUGUUCGUGUUUGGUUAGGGACAUAUAAAACGCCAGAAGAUGCUGCUAGGGCAUAUGAUGCUGAGGCUCGCAAGAUCAGAGGCAAUAAGGCAAAGGUGAACUUUCAUGAUGAGGCACCACCAAACAUAAUGACUAAUAUACCAGAGCCAAUUGUUACUGUAAUGCCACCAAUGCUUGUUUCAGCAGAGAAGUUUAAUACCAACGCACCGGUACGCCAUGCAAACAACUCAAACGAGGAUUUAUUUUCGGUGGUGAACUUUAGUGGCAAUAAUGCUCGCUCAGUUCCUAAUGAGGGCUUUGGGUUACUCUCUAUGAAUGUGCCUAAUGUGCCCAGUGCACCUUAUGAGAUUUCAAGGAUGGAAGUGUGUCCAAAUCAAAAUAUAUUUUCAGCCUGUUCUUCAAGCAACGGAUUAGUUAACUUUAGUGCAAACAAUGCUAGCUCAAUUGGUACUGAGGGUUCUGGGUUGCUCUCUAUGAAAAUGCCCCAUGCCCCUUCUGUGAUUCCAACGAUGGGUCAUUGUCCAAGUCAAAAUAAAUUUUCAGUUGGUUCUUCAAGCAAUGGAUCGGGCAAUGAUGCUAUCAAGAAUCUAAAUGCAUGCUCCUCCUUACCACAUCUUGGUAUGCCAAUGUUCAGUCAAUGUACUUUUGCUGGUCCACCAAUGAUGAUAGAAAGAAAUGUCGGCACGCUUGUUCCUACUUUGAGCAAUGCUGCACCCAUUGUUCCGUUUGGUGUGGCUAGUGUUGAUGCUGGGAUAAAAGUAAUUGAUCAGCAGCCUAUCCUCCAGGUGGUGGAAAAUGAAUCUAUUCCUUCCAAUUUACAAGGUGAUGUUAGUGAGGAUGUGGCUGCAGAGAUCACAAUGUGGGAUUUCUAUGACCAGCUGUUAGCCAAGGCAAACUGA